Knipowitschia caucasica is the source of this 1074-nucleotide messenger RNA. NCBI's taxonomy places the organism in Eukaryota, Metazoa, Chordata, Actinopteri, Gobiiformes, Gobiidae. The record is from the annotation of a GenBank genome assembly.
AUGGGUCUCCUCCGGGUCAUGAUGAUGGCCCCAAAGGUGUACCUCCUGGCUCUGCUGGCGUUCGGGGUGGCUGUACUCUUCAUAGAAAACCAGAUCCAAAAACUAGAGGAGUCCCGAGCUAAACUGGAGCGCACCAUCGCCAGACACGAGCUGGCGCAGGUGGAGCAGCGGCACAGCGAGUCGUUGGGGAGAGAGUCUUCAUCGACGGCCGAGCGAGACGACUCCGUGAUCAUCUACAACCGAGUCCCCAAGACCGGCAGCACCUCCUUCACCAACAUCGCCUAUGACCUGUGCCCCAAGAACAACUUCCACGUGCUGCACAUCAACACAAGCAAGAACAACCCCGUCAUGUCCAUACAGGACCAGAUGCGGUUCGUCCGAAACGUCACAUCAUGGAAAGAGAUGAAACCGGGGUUCUACCACGGCCACGUCGCCUAUCUGGACUUCUCAAAGUAUGGAGUGAAGGGAAAGCCUUUGUAUAUUAAUGUGGUGAGGGACCCGAUCGAGCGCCUGGUGUCCUAUUACUACUUCCUGAGGUUUGGAGACGACUACAGACCUGGACUACGAAGGAGGAAGCAAGGAGACAAAAAGACGUUUGACGAGUGCGUGGCGUCCGGAGGCUCAGACUGCGCUCCGGAGAAGCUGUGGCUGCAGAUCCCCUUCUUCUGCGGACACCACUCAGAGUGCUGGAACGCAGGCAGCCGCUGGGCUCUGGAUCAGGCCAAACUCAACCUGGUGAACGAGUACCUGAUCGUGGGAGUGACGGAGGAGCUGGAGGACUUCAUCAUGAUCCUGGAGGCCACGCUGCCCAGGUUCUUCAAAGGAGCCACGGAGCUCUACAAGACAGGAAAGCGGUCCCACCUGAGGAAGACCACGGAGAAGAAGGCCCCGGCCAAAGAGACCAUCACCAAGCUGCAGCAGUCCAACAUCUGGAAAAUGGAGAAUGAGUUUUACGAGUUUGCCCUCGAACAGUUCCAGUUUGUGCGCGCUCACGCUGUCAGGGAGAAGGACGGCGAGCUCUACGUGCUGGCUCAGAGCUUCUUCUACGAGAAAAUCUACCCCAAAGUCAACUGA